AUGGCCACGCCCGCACCGACCACUGAUGCCCGGCCCGCCAAGAGGCGGUGCUUCCUGCCUCAGGAGACUCCUGCUGCGUUUGCUGGAGAAGAGGCGACGCGGAAGACUUUACAACACGAACCUCUCGCUUGCCUCUCCCAGAACGGUUCUGGCCAAGACAUGACACCUGUUAGUGCCGCGCCUCAAGUGGGGCCUCUGUCGUCAGCGGCUUUGCUUCAACUGGUCCAAUCCCAAAGCACUGGAGGAGUUCCUCAAGCCGUUAUCCGAAAUCUGUUUACUUCCCUGCAUCGGAACCCGCUGAAAACUUGGCAAGGGAACCCGUUGCCUCCUACCGCCUCGAGUGUCUCUCUCUACGCAUCCACGCCCUCGUCUUCUUCAACCUUGCCGGGGGUCGGAACAGCGUACCCGCAAGCCUCCUCCGUAUCAGCAGAUUUUAUGCAAGGUGAAGCAUUUGCAUGCGCUGGGAAAGCCACGGCUCCGGAUGCUUCUCCGCUUUUCGCGCUACUGGGAGAAGCAGCCCGCACGGCCGCAGUGCCGAGACCAGCCGCCCCGUUGAGUGCCCCGGGCUGCCCGUCCGCCGCGCCAGCUUCUUCUCUUCCACCUGCAGAGACUCUGGCUCUUGCCCAAAGUGCUUUUCGUUCACUGACUGGAGGCGCGUGCGAUCCCAAGACUUCUUCGUCCCGACCGGAAGAACACCCCGCGUUCGCUGCCUCUGCCGCAGCAUCGGCACUGAAUCGCCAAUCUCUGCUUCGGGCCCUGCUGUUGUCCACAGCCCCCCUCGCGUCUUCCGUGCCUUCCAUAGCCUCUGUUUCUCCCUCACUAGCAGUGCCUGCUGGAGUAGUGUCGAGAAACACCAGCACCAACCAACUUGAGAGACUUCUGCUCCAAGCGGAAGUGGCGAAGGGAAAGAACUUCCUGCCUAAUGCAACCCCCCUCAGCAAGGCAUCCCAGCCUUCGACACCGCGGAGAGACAUCCUGACGAAGCCAAACAUCCUUCCCGACACGCGAGGUCUUUCGGCUGAUGAAGCAAAUCGCCGCUACAACACACGAGGGGCCAACAGCGCCGGUGUAGGCAUGCGCCGAGGGACAGGCGCGCCUUCGACUCCAGAACCAGGCAGUGCACUGGAUGCGACAGAACGGACAGGCAACUUGGGAGCUGGAGAGAGAUCCAUGCAGGGGACAACCAGCUCGAGAGGACGACAAGAACAAAGUGCCCUGGAUCCAUCAAAUCUUCUUGGUCUCUUGGCUGCUCUUCAACCGUCACAAGCCUCAGUGUUUCGAGAUUUAUCUGCGUCUUCAUCCCACUUGCUCUCCGCCGCUCCAGCAGGAGCGCUUCCAUCGGCGAUUCCUUCCACACCCUCUUCCACUCUAGCAUCGUCUCCAUGCCUGCCGUCUGCUUCGGCUUCCUCAACCGCUGCUGCCUCACUCUCAGAAGUAUUGCCCGCCGUUGCUGACGAAAGUGCUGCUAGGAGAGCGACGGACGCUUCCACGAGCGCUUUGUUGGCCUUCCUCCAGAAAACCAAUGCACUUGCUAGCCUGGGAACUUCGGACUUCCUGGAUCAGCUGCAAGGUAGGGGCUCACCCCUCCCCUUGACUAUUCCAGACGCCGCUGGUCUGCCCGCGUCGCUUCUCUCUGGAGGUCCAGACGGAACUGUGGAAACACGGAGUGGGAACGGCGGCAAAAACGUAGGUCCUCUUCAGCUGCUUCAGUCUGCUUCCCGACUGCCUUCUUCCUCUCAACAAGCGCUGCUGGAUGCAUUGCUUGCCUCGUCGUACUCUGCCUCCGCCGCUCGGACGGAUGGGUCCGGAGCUCUUGGCAUUCCGGGGUCCGAAAGAGACGAGAGAGGCUCCAAGCUCGCGGCGCCUGCUCACCCUCUCGCGUGCUCCUUUCCCCAGACCUCCAGCUCAGAUGGCAGCCCUGGUCGCAAGGCCAGCCGAGUGCAUCGCCAAGGGGCAUCCUCUCAGAAUGGUGGCCGCGUCAGACGCGGGAAAAGCGGCAACUCUGUGGCUCCCCAGCGGCAAGCCUCGAGUGAGAGUGUGAUGUCCUAUGCAGCUGGGGCCCCACGGGACGCCCCGCAACGAGGUUUCUCUCCUCAAGACGCGCUCGGAGACCUUGCCGCGUCCCCGCCGCAUCCGCUCGACAUCCUGCGUCUGGGGGCCUUCUCAGGAGGCGCAGGCAAGCAGGACAUUUCAGUUCACUCGGACGAAACUGCAACGCUUUCCGGUGAGCCUUCACAGCGGAGCUCACUGUCUCGCGUGCUAACCCAGGAAAGUGUGCUCCAGCUGUCCGAUUCAACCAGCGCAAGUCGCGAAGGAGAACCUCACACCCUCGGCGCCUCCAAGGCCGCGGCCGCGUUCCUGCCCGACUCUGCGCCUGCGUUGGGAGGAACAGGGAAAGACGCGGCAGCGAACCAAGGCUGCGGGGUGCUCUCGGCCUCGUUGCCUUCGGCUUCCGGGACUCAGACGUCGACUGUCGCGCCCAAGACGCGAGAGGGCCGACGCGGCGCAGGCGCUUCGGGCGCACCGCCGCCAGUCCCCUUGCGAGCGGUCGUGACUCUGGGCGGCAAUCGUCCACAUUACCAUGUGGCCAAGCAAGAGUGGAGAGUGCGCUACUACAUGAACGGGAAGAGGAAGAUGAGGACGUACAGUGCCAAGUUCUACGGGUAUGAAACGGCGCACACCAUGGCCGAGGACUUUGCUCACUAUGUGGACAAGCACGAGGCGCUGCCCGACUCAAUGAUGAUGACCGCCAUGAUGCUGCAGGCGCAGGCUAACGCAGCUGCGUCCCCUGGGCAAACGGCCCCUGUCGCGCGCGGCGUGAGAGCUUCCGGCGCUUUGGCCGGGGAAGGCCAAGCCCCCAAAGCAGCUUCUACGAAGAACGGGGUGACCGGCAGCUCUGAGACUGCGACGCCUCCGAGCCCCGACUUUUCUGUGAGUCAAGAGGGCGAAGCAGGCGAGCCACAACCACUCGCUUCAGGUUCCUCCCGCUCCCUGUCUUCGGUGCGCAGUGCAAGCAGUGUGCCGGCCCUCGGGAGGCAGGAAAAAAAGGCAGAUCCAGCGAGACACACUUGGUUCGGUGAGCCCAGCCAGGCUCCGGGUUCCGAAGCGACCGUGCAUGCUCCAGGCGCCUGCUCGAACGAUGGCCGAGAGGGCUUAGACGCGGCCGACGAAGCCCUUUGGGCAGCCCUCGGGAAAGUCCCCGAUACUACGACUGGCAAGCAGGAUCAAGGGGAGAUACUGCCUCCGACUCGCAGGCGUCCUGCCACGCCGGCAGAAAACAAACCGGGGGGAGUCGGAAACGAACGUUCAGAGUGCGAGGAGGCGCUCGAAGUGGCUGACCUUCAAGCAUGUCAGAGUGGGGAGGAGUCGAGCUUGAGAGAAGGUGAAGCGGGCAUCGCCGUGUUUGCGCGAGAUCCUUUCCAAUUUCUGUCUUCUCGGACACCCCCACCCGACCAUCUGGCCUUGCCGUUUUCUGGAGGGGUGGAAGCGCUCUAUUUGUCUUCCGCCUUCCCUUCGAGCGGCUCUUCGUUGCCACUCGCCAGCGAAGCGGCAGACUUCUCGAAGGAACGAAACGGACACAUUGCUGCCGUUUUGCCUUCUCACCCGCGGCAAGACCAGGCCGGGUCUUCUCUCGCUGCCCAACCGGAGGACUUUCCUUCCCAGUGUGCGAAGCUGUCCACUCCUCCGCUUCCGCCCGCAGUCAUGCAGGACAUUAAAGGCGAGGAAGGGGAGAUGUCGCGCCGUUUCGCCAUCGUCUGCGAAAGCAUGUCGAAAAACGGCGCACCAGAAGAAGUCAAGUCGCUUCUUCCCGCGACGAGCUUACCUCCCACCGGCGUUCUUGCGGCAGAUUUUCUUCAGCUCGGGCGCUGCGGGUCAGACGGGAAGUCCGGGUCGGCUCUGCCUCAAGGCUUCGGGGGAAACGGCCACAGUGUGACUGCGACAGCCGUGGCGGCAACCGCAGUGAGUCACCAAAUCUUUGACACGAUCACUUUGUUUGGCGAAUUUCUCCGCGAGUUCGCCAAGGAAAAAGUAAACGAGUUCCACGAGUACGGACUGAACGCACCGCCUCUGACCGUUGAAGCCGUCCCAGAAGUUUCUUCCCUCUUUUUGAAUACGGAUGAAGGCAGAAAUCCGUUUUCUCUGGGAAACACCGCUACAACGGGCAAGACGAGCUGCGCAGACGCCGGCGCCCUGCCCGAGCUUGCCUCGCAACUGUCGCUGGAGAGCGCCCGGACAAACGGAACGACCGGGGAGGCGCAGUUCGCGCUCGCUCGCGGCUUGUUUCCUGGAAACGAUUUGCUGGACGGGGAGGACGAGAAAAAGCCGGAGUUGGGCCAGCCCGAGCUUCUGGUUCUGUCCCACACCCUCGUGAAUCUGACGUCCUCGACCUAUGUUCUGAUGCACACACUUAAAGCGUCCCUAACGAAAUCGACGGAAGCGGUUCAGCUCCACCAGCCUCUAUUGGCGGGUGCGCCCUCGGAGACGGAUCCAACGGAGAAAGAAGAGAAGACGGACGCGAAGACGGAGUUUUCCCGAGGGUUCGCUGACCCUCUCACCGAUGCGACGCCCGACCUCGCGUUUCCCGACAAGUUGUCGCCGGCUCUGACAGCUUCGACGAACGACCCUCCGCCGCUUUCCGCCUCAGCUUCUCUUGAGACGGUGGCGCCCUUCUCAGUUUUGCCUUUGGAGGACGCGGCGUUGCGUGCGUCUGCGUCUGGACCUCUUGCGUCGACCGACGAGGGCGAGACGCAGGCCUCCUCCCUUUUCAAGGAAAGCGAGGCGUCGAAGAAACGGGACUUGUUCUCAGCGGUGGUUGACUUGGAGGCCGCGGGCCCGGCGGUCACCUUCAGCGACAGUCUCGGCCAGCACAUGGACGAAGAGAGCAGGAGCUGCGUGAGCACGAGUUGCGGGGAAACUGUGGCGACGACGCUGUCUGCCAUCGGCGCAGGCAUGGCUGGGUCCGCAGGCACCCUUCUCGACUCAGAGCCGAAAUACGCCUUGGAGAUGCCGAACACCGGCGGCUCUCGAGUCGCAGCCAGUCUGCAGUGGAGCGCCGCUUCCCUGGCUGCAGGCAGCAACACGCCGGCGCCUACGCGCACGUCGACCUCGAGCGGCGUCUUCUCCUUCACAUGCGCCUCCACUGCGACGCCUGCACUCGGCGACUUCAAACAGGCGAGCGCGAAGGAAGCCCUCCAGAGCAAGGACGCAGGUGAUGCCCGGGGAGAGCCGGCGAAACCGGAAGCGGUGGAGAUGGGGAAGGAGGCGGGGAGCGACUGCCGGAGACGCUCAGGCAGUCCGGACGUGGAGGGCAAAGAGCGGACAGAGGAGGCGCGGGGGGAACACCGGCAACGGAGCGAAAAGCGACCGAGUGUCAUCGCAACUGCGCUGGGCCUCUUGGAGACCCACCAGCACCUGGCGCUGACAAUCUCGCAGCUCAAGGGACCGGUCUCGCAGCAACUCCGCUUCAUUUUGCGGAUUGCCGCGCCUCAACUUCUUCCAUGUGUGCUGCCGCCUGCGUCGUUCCAACGCAGCUCGGGAGAGGAAGUCGGGGCAGACGCGAAGGGAGAGCACCAGUCGAACCGCCCGCCGUCCGCCUCGGACGUGGCCCUUGAGCACGGCGAGAAGAAACAGGGCUCUGCGGAAAGAGAGAUCGAAGGCGCGUCUGCAGAGUGCAGCGUGAAGCGCGAGAGUGCCUCGGCUGCAGAGACCGAGAAGGUGAGUCGGAAGCGGCCGAGAGAAGAGGCAGAUGGCAGCGAAAGAGGCGAAGAAGAGGAUCUCGCAGGUGUAGCACUGGAUCAGGCUUCGGGUCCCGGUGCGGAUAAGAGCUCGGCCGCCAGCUUCAGACGCGCCUCGACUUCGACUCGCGUGAUUCGCGACGAGGCGUCUCUCGAGCGUCUUCUUCUCGCGCCCUUCCAGGACACGCCGGUUUGCUCCUGCACGGAUCGGCCGUGCCCGUGCGACCGCCAGCAAGUGGCGGACAUGAUUUACCUUCUCUAUGCGAUCCCUGCGCGUCAGCAGGCGUGCAAAACAGAGAAGACGCGCAGUCCCGAGCCAGAGGCUAGGCCAGAGGACGAGCGCACGGAUGCACAGACAGGACCGGAGGGCCAGAGAGAAGCAUCCACUGCGCAGAACGCCCAAGGACCAAACGCGCGAGGCCACGGCGAGGGGGAAGCGCGACCCGACAUCUCGAUUGGCGUGAUGAGUUCCUGCUCUGAUCACGCGCCUCACCCCGAGAUGGCAGAGAUCGCUGCUUCGGCCGAUUCAGAGGAUGGGAUGGGGCAGGAAGGGCAAAGCCGCACCUCAGGAGAUGCGCACAUGGUCGGCGAGUGUUUGCUCCCGUCGUCCAAAGGCCCGAAAACCGCCGAAGGGGUUCCUCUGGCGUUGCGCUCCCAGCCGUCUUUCGACGUGAACGUGGCUGUCGGACGGGGUUUCGUUGCUGAUUCUUCCGAGGCGUCCGUGCAAAAGCCGACUGAAAGUGGAGACGCAGACCCAGCGACGCUUUCUGAGAGUCGCUCGGAUGAACAGCAGAGGACCUCGUUUUCAUCUUCUUCCCUUCUGGCGGCGGGACACGCCAUGGCGUCGUUUUCGUCCUCGCUGAUCGGAGUUGCGCCGGUAGUCGGCGCAGUUGGCGAGCGAAAGGAGGGCGAAGGGCCGAGCCUGGACCUCUCGACGAUUGGGUUGUUGAGUCUGUCUUACUCUGCGAUGCUCGCCUUUAUUCUCCCUCUCCAGUCGCUUCUGCAUACGGUUUCCUCGAUGAUUUUGACUCUCCACAAGAAACUCAUCCACCGCUUCAUUUGCGCUCACCUUCGUCGCGUUCUCGAAGACGACAUCCGAUGCCCCGAGGACAGCACGGAGAAGAAACGGAAGAAGGAGGCCGAGGACGAAGGCGAAUCAAGGAAACGAGGGCGAGGAAGGGAGAGGGGAGACAGCCAGGGGGAGAACGCGCUGUUGUCUGUCGAGAGUGGCGAGGUUGCCGCGCGCGAAGAGAAUGGCGGCGCGCGGCCAGAAGCACUCGAGGCGAGUCUCCCUUCUCCGGUGUAUGCGGAGCGCGACGGUGAAACGAAGGAACGUGGGGACAAAUUCACGCUCCUCAACACCGUCGUUUCCCUUCUCUCGACUGACAGCUUGCCCCACAAGACGACAGAGACAGACGCAGGAGCGCAAGAGGAGGAGGCGUUGCCGCGGACCACGGCGGAUUUGCUUCAACCCACCGAAGCAUCUGAGGAAGACAGCGCUUCACCCUUUCUCUCGUGCGCUUCGGGGCCUGCCGCCGCCGAAGCCGAUCUAAGCUAUUCUUCCGCCCCGGCUGCCUUUAGAGUCGCGCCGACAGGAACCGCAGCGGGAGUGGAACGUGGAGACUCAGAUCUCGCUUCUCUUCUCUCGCUGUCUGCCGACGUGCAUCCUGCAGUUUUGCAAGCGUAG
Messenger RNA from Neospora caninum, 7422 nucleotides. RefSeq lists its product as uncharacterized. The record is from RefSeq and is a predicted model, not a curated record. The transcript has a single exon. Lineage: Eukaryota; Apicomplexa; Conoidasida; Eucoccidiorida; Sarcocystidae. Bases 1 to 7422 code for a protein of 2473 amino acids.